This is a messenger RNA of Lutra lutra (Eurasian river otter), 3277 nucleotides long. It is a transcript of the gene NMUR1, whose product is annotated as neuromedin U receptor 1. Gene Ontology annotation, molecular function: neuromedin U receptor activity. Gene Ontology annotation, biological process: G protein-coupled receptor signaling pathway. Lineage: Eukaryota; Metazoa; Chordata; Mammalia; Carnivora; Mustelidae. The record is from RefSeq and is a predicted model, not a curated record. Bases 63 to 1331 code for a protein of 422 amino acids. The transcript has 3 exons. Gene Ontology annotation, cellular component: plasma membrane.
CAGUCUUCUGGCUCCUGGCGCCGCGUCUGUUCCUCGGUCUCGGCCACCCGCCCUGCGUCUCGAUGUCACCAGGCGCAGACAGCAUGGCUCCUCUCUGCUUCAAUUGCUCCAGUCUCCCUGGAGACAUGUCCCCACAGGAUGCAAGGAGCCUGGUGCCCUGCAAUGGCAGUAGGGCCUUGAGGCUCCCUGACCCGGAGGACUUGAAUCUCACCGAUGAGGAACUGAGACUCAAGUACCUGGGGCCCCAGCAGACAGAGCUCUUUGUGCCCAUCUGUGUCACAUACCUGCUGAUCUUCGUGGUGGGCGCCGUGGGCAAUGGGCUGACCUGCACAGUCAUCCUGCGUCACAAGAACAUGCGUACCCCCACCAACUACUACCUCUUCAGCCUGGCUGUGUCCGACCUGCUGGUGCUGUUGGUGGGCCUGCCCCUGGAGCUCUAUGAGAUGUGGUGCAACUACCCCUUCCUGCUGGGCACUGGGGGCUGCUACUUCCGCACGCUGCUCUUCGAGACGGUCUGCCUGGCCUCCGUGCUCAAUGUCACGGCCCUGAGCGUGGAGCGCUAUGUGGCCGUGGUGCACCCGCUGCAGGCCAGGUCCAUGAUGACUCGGGUCCACGUGCGCCGCGUGCUUGGGGCCAUCUGGGGCCUCGCUGUGCUUUGUUCUCUGCCUAACACCAGCCUGCAUGGCAUCCAGCAGCUGGAAUUGCCCUGCCGGGGCACGGUGCCCCACUCGGCCACAUGCACCUUGGUUCACCCGCGGGCCCUCUACAACCUGGUCGUGCAGAUCACCACCCUGUUCUUCUUCUGCCUGCCCAUGGCCACCAUCAGCGUGCUCUACCUGCUCAUCGGGCUCCAGCUGCGGCGUGAGAGAUUGCUGCUGCUCAGGCGGGAGGCCAGGGGCAGGGCCAGGUCCAGUGACAGUGGCAGGUUUCAGCGGUCACAGGAUCGGGGCCGGACACAGGUGACCAAGAUGCUGUUUGUGCUGGUCAUGGUGUUUGGGAUCUGCUGGGCCCCUUUCCACGUUGACCGCCUCAUGUGGAGCUUUGUGUCCCAGUGGACCGAGGGUCUGCGCCUGGCCUUCCAGUAUGUGCAUGUUAUCUCCGGAGUCUUCUUCUACCUCAGCUCGGCCAUUAACCCCGUGCUCUACAACAUCAUGUCAAGCCGCUUCAGGGAGACUUUCCAGGAAGCCCUGUGCUUGGGGACCCGGUGCCGCUACCACAGACCCCGCCACAACUCCUACAGCCUCAGCAGGGUGACCAUGGGCAGCACCCUGUAUGACCUGGGCUCCCUGGGCAGCAGGGCCCAGCUGCCGACUGAGAAUGGGGGCCUCUAGGGGCUGCAAGAGACCGACCCCUUCUGAGUGGAGCCUUGGGAGCAGCUUCACCCAGAGAGGCCAGAGAGCCAAGCGCCGUUUCGGGAGCCAUCCUUGCCCUCCUCUGCCGGGAUGUCUUCAUGACCUGUCCCCCUCUGGAUCCCGUCCCUACUUUAGCCGAUAACCUCGGACUGGCCCCUCGGCGACUCCUACCCCCACCCAAGUUUUUGGAAAGGAAAUAAGGUUGCCCUGUGCUUUCUAGAGCCCUCGGCCCACAGGUGAGAUCGUUCUCUACAGAAACAAGGCAGCUGGUUGGCGGGCAGAGCAAGCCUCCAUCUGGGGUCUCACCCACCCCCACCCCUGGUUUCUGAAAUGUGUUCAGGGGGCCCCACUUUCCUUCCCAUUUCUCGUUGAGAUUCUGCAGGUUCUGGCCUGUUCGGGCCCUGUCUAGCUCUUGGUCUGUCCCCGGGACCCCAGCCACCCUGACCCUCUGUGGUCCCCCUCUGCCACUCAUUCGGCUCUGGGUCUCCACCUGGAGGGGUGGCUGGGCGCCAGGGGUGCUAGGGAUCCAGGGGACCUUGUUCCCAUCUCAGCCCUGCUGCUACCACCUUGCCUUGUGGCAUCACCUUCCCCAGCCUUGGUCCCUUGUUUGCAAAAUAAAAGUGGCCCUGGCAUUUGAGAGGGUCCCACUUUGCACUUUACCUGUGGUUUUGUGUGUGCAUAAAUCACAUCUUGUAACAAAGCUGCUGGAAAACCUAAGCUCAACAAGGCAGAAAUUAUUCUUGACUUCCUCACCAUCCCACCAUCCCCCUAACUCCUGCUCCCUCCCUGACCUCUCUGUCCCCUCCAACCCCCGAGUCACCUGCCCUGAGAGCCAUUCCGGGCCUAUUCUUGGCUUCUCAUGGACUGUGGGCCAGUGCCUGCCCCCUGCCCCCCGCCUCUGUCCUUGCCUCCACGUGAGCUGGUUUGGGGGUCUGAGGUGAGCAGAACCCUGGGCCUGACAGACCAGAGGAUUCCGGAGGCAAGAGACAUGGGCCCACCAAGGGCAAGGAGUGGCCCUGUGAGGUGAGAAGAGAGACAGGGACGGGUAGGUCGCCUCCUGAAAUGAAGCCCCAUCCCAAAGGCUUGGGGGCUGACACAGUGCUCACUCAGGACCCCCUGGGUGAAGGAGGCUCGCACUGUAGGUCAGUUGUCCCGGUUCCCCCUGCAGACAGACGCUCCCUAGCUCAGGCCCGGGACCCCCCUGCCUGUGAAGUGGUGGCAUUGCCCAGGGUGGUGGACAGAGUUCUGGAGUUAUGAAAUUCAAUUAUAAAAAUACCAAAUUCUCUUUGUAGAAAACUUGGCAAGUACCAGUAAGCAAAAAUAAAAACAACUUGAAAUAAUUAAAAACCACCCUUGCUGGGGGCUGGUGGGAGGGGGAGAUGGGGAGUUGUUUAAUGGGUACAGAGUUUGUUUGGCAAGAUAAAAGAAUUUCUGGAGGUCGGCUGCCCGGCAGUGUGAAUGCACUUCCGCUGAACUGGACCCUUAAUGCUGAACGGGACACUUCAGUGGUUACAAUAGCAAGUUUUAUGUUAUGUGGAUUUUACUGUAACUUUUUAAAAGAAAGGAUUAAGUCUGGAGGAAAAGAAAAAAGUUGAAAAUCACGCAGAGAUAGCUUCCUUCUCCUGCGACAGCCACUGUAUGGAAGAUGGAUGGGGACAUGUGAAAAGGAACAGAGCAGCAAGUGGCCUCCGAAGUGAGCUCCUGGAGCCCUGGGGUGGCAAAGGGGGAGCAGCCAGACCCCUGACUCCAGCCGGAGCUUGCGGUUGUCCCCAGAGACUAAUUGUGGGCUCCCGGGGGGCCUCUCUGUCAGAGAUGACUCAUGGGGGGCACCGGUGGCUCAGUGGGUUAAAGCCUCUGCCUUCGCCUUGGGUCAUGAUCCCAGGGUCCUGGGAUGGAGCCCUCAUUGGGCUCUCUGCUCAGCGGGG